Messenger RNA from Nicrophorus vespilloides, 2235 nucleotides. RefSeq lists its product as uncharacterized. The coding region runs from base 897 to 1880 and encodes 327 amino acids. Gene Ontology annotation, molecular function: carbohydrate binding. The transcript is spliced from 5 exons. Gene Ontology annotation, biological process: biological process involved in interspecies interaction between organisms. The record is from RefSeq and is a predicted model, not a curated record. NCBI's taxonomy places the organism in Eukaryota, Metazoa, Arthropoda, Insecta, Coleoptera, Silphidae. Gene Ontology annotation, cellular component: external side of plasma membrane.
AAUCAAAUACAGGGAGAAUUUUAUGAUUAUGAUAUUGCUCUAGUGUUUCUCAGGUUUUGAGUAAUGGAAGCACGGAAAAGGUAGUUAAAUGAAAUCGUUUCAAUUUGUUUGUAAAGUUUGUAGGAAUUCUUGAUUUAUUGCCCAUAAAGGAACUUAUUACUUUUACUAUUGUUACGUGACUUUUCUAGGAAUUAUUUAGUGUAGUUGGUUUUGUAAACACAUGUAAGCAGGUGCAGAAGUAAAUUUCCCUUGACGAUUAAACUGCAUGAAUAAAUGCAUUGUUCUCGUUCAGGCCCGACUUGAUUAGUUACGUAAUUGGAGAAGAGGUGCAGACGACGACGAGGAUGGUGCGUGCGUGCGUGGUUGUUUUGGUUUCGGGUGACCGUAAGUACGGAAAAAUCGUUAAACAAUGGAUCGCAGCGUUUAAUGGGCAAUGAAAAUGGCGGGCAAUGAUGUGUUUUCUUUUAUUUUCUCUUAUUUCUCUCUCUCUCUCUCUCAGAGCUUUUUGUGCGUUAUUUUCUUUUUAAUGGCGCCGAUCGCUGGGAAUUUAUUGCGAUUGGGCAGAGGCGAUGGGAACGGACCGAACCGAACGGGAGGCGAACUUUUCAUAACGCCUCCGAUGCCCGGUACUUACAAUGUCAAUGGUACCAGGUGUAAUUUAUGUGCCGAACAAUGCGAUAAUAAAGCACGGGUAGUUGCAUUACAUUUUUCCUACCGAAGGACUAGAGGAGGAUGGACGCUUCUGGUGAGAGCCUUUGGUGGGGGCACAUCCGGUGCAGAGGCCACAAAACCGUCGCUCCGCACUGGACGCUCUUUAGUCAGCGAUUAAACUCUUUAACAUUAGCAUCACCUGCAGUAGACCAGGAACAGUUCAGGGUUCACCAAUCGACAUAGCCAUGCAUAAGUUCAGUGUUCUAAGUGUGGCUCUAAUGCUGUUCGCCGCCAGCUCGCAAGCCCAGAGGAUCACGACCAUACAGUUAGACAAUGUCCAAUAUUUCGUUAGCCGGAUGAACCCGUACUCGCCGGAACUCAAUUACUUUUUAGCAUACCAGUACUGCAGAUCUUUAGGAUUGCAACUCGCAUCUUUCGAGACCAGAGAGAAGGCUGAUUCCAUCACCCAGUAUCUCAGCAAUGCAGGUUACAAUAAGUACGACUUCUGGACUUCUGGUAACAAACUUGGCACCGAUAUGUUCUUGUGGAUGAGCACCGGUUUACCUUUCAAUGCGACUUUCAACUACAUGAAGAAACAGAACGAUGCCGCCGAUGACACCAUGGACAUUCCCAGCGGCAGCACCAGCCCCCAGAGAACAGCUCGCGAAAGCGAUAGCGGAGCCGCCAACGGAUGCGUCGCUUUGAAGGCGCCGAGCUUCGAGUGGGACACCGACGAUUGCAUGACAAUCAAGGAUUUCAUUUGCGAACAAACGCGUUGUUAUUAUUAUAAUUACGGCUCGAUUCCUGUGUCAUCCGCGCAGGGGCGUCCCCUGACCGCCGCCGCGACCACCACCACCACAUCAACCACCACCACAACCACCACGACCACCACAGAGAAACCGGACGCGUCGUCCUCGCCGGCUUUGGAGGAGUUCAAGCACCACACCAUCAACGAGUUCAUGAGCAAGUGGCGCUCGAGCUUCUCCCAUUCCUCGGAGGCCGCCAAGGACGGCGCACAGGACAUCAAGGCUCCGGUUUUCCCCCAUGGAAGCGAGGACGUGGCCGUUGAGCAGGCGACGAACGGCCCUUACGACACCUUCCUCGGCAUGGAACUGCACGACGAUCCGGCCGCUCUCGUGGAGCACCACGACCAGGAUAACGAUUACGUGUCUACGAUCGAGCCCGAGACCGGUACACUUUACGAGCGUUUCUUAAAAUCCGUCCAAUAAUUUAAUAUUUAUAUGUACUUUGUUUCAUCAUUAUUAAUAUUUUUUUUUUAUUUUAUUAUUUUUUCGUUCCAAAGGAGCUCUUAGUACUUCAUUUACUCUUAUUUUUUUUUGUUUGUUCAUUUUGUUUCUAUUCUCAUAAUUCCAUGUAACAUAACAACUACAUAUAGUGCCUUAUACCUUAGCUAUUAGUUAUAUAAUCGACAAUGUGUAUCUGUCGGACAUUAUUUUUUUUUUGUAUGUAUUCGCCCCGACGAAAAUCGACUCGAGGAAACGAGAUUUCCGCGGGCGCGAAAAUUAUUAAAAAUUAUACAUAUAUACAUAAAAAAUGCGAAAAAAAUCAAGACGUAGGUGAAAA